Molecule: messenger RNA, 1302 nt
Organism: Ostrea edulis (European flat oyster)
Lineage: Eukaryota; Metazoa; Mollusca; Bivalvia; Ostreida; Ostreidae
Product: sperm-specific protein PHI-2B/PHI-3-like
Exons: 1
Coding region: 36-836 (266 amino acids)
Biological process (GO): chromosome condensation; negative regulation of DNA recombination; nucleosome assembly
Cellular component (GO): nucleosome; nucleus
Molecular function (GO): structural constituent of chromatin; nucleosomal DNA binding; double-stranded DNA binding
Source: RefSeq, a predicted model, not a curated record
UGUUCAACCAAGAGUUCCAGCAGGAUCAACCAAGCAUGGCUAAGUCCCGAUCCCGUUCUCGUUCGAGGUCCAAGAGUAGGAGCCGCAGCCGAAGCCGAUCCCCAAGGAAGACUUCCCCGAAGAAAGCAGCACCUAAGAAGGUAGCGAAGAGGCCAGCAGCACCGGCUAAGAAGUCUCCUAAGAUGUCAAAGAAAGGUGGCCGCAGACAAAGCAAAUCAAGGAGUCGCAGUCGAAGCAAAUCUAGAAGCCGAAGCAGAUCUAGAAGUCGCAGCCGAUCGCCAAAGAAAUCCAAGAAGGCCAGGAAGUCGCCAAAGAAGAAGACAUCGAAACCGAAGGCAGCAGGCCGUCCGACAACCCUAGACAUGGUAUGCGCUGCCAUUACCGCCAUGAAAGACCGCAAAGGAUCUUCAGCCCAGGCCAUCAGGAAGUACAUCCUCGCCAACUACAAAGGGGUAAAUGCUACUCUCCUGUCAUCAUUGAUGAAAGCAGCAUUCGCCAAAGGACUGAAAAGUGGAGCUCUAGUGAGGCCAAAGGGUUCUACUGCUGCAGGCGCUAGUGGUCGUUUCAGAGUUGGAAAGGUAGCGAAACCAAAGAAGAAGAAGGCAGCCAAGUCACCAAAGAAAAAGACAGCCAAGAAAGCUAAGAAGCCAAAGGCAAAGAAACCCAAGGCAAAGAAAGCAGCAGCCAAGAAAGUAAAGAAAGCGAAAAAGGCCAAGUCACCAAAGAAAGCCAAGAAGCCCAAAUCGGCGAGAAAGUCUCCAAAGAAAAGCAAGGCAAAGGCAAAGAAGAGACCAAGCUCUCCAAGAAAGGCAAAGAAAGCAGUGAAGGCGAAGUGAGCGGUGUGUUAACUGAAUAAAACCCACGGCCCUUUUAAGGGCCACCCAACUAAUUUGAAAAGAUACUGCAUUUACAACAUUAAAGAAACAAAAUUUACAUCGAAUCUUAUGUGAAACUCAUAGUUUAUAAUCUCUAUUAUUUAAGAUUUUUUUAAAAAAAUCAUGUAGAUAUAAUAUAAAAUAAGAGAGGAUUAAAAUUGGGUAUUGUAUAGCAGAAAUCGCAUUAAUACUUAAAAAAAAAUUAAUUCAAAGUUGGGAAAACAAAAUUAAACGCUUUUUGAGCAGUAUAUGUAGAGGUAUUUUACGGAAGGAAAAACAAACACGAAAACAAAAUUUGAUUGUAAAAUGUGCACCAUACACAUUCGAAAUAAAAAUGUUUAUUUUGAAAAAAAAAAAAACUUCGCAGGGCUUCUCAGUAAUUCUAUUACAUUAUGGCCAACAUUUUUUAAUGGUUAUAAAGUAAAAU